Molecule: messenger RNA, 1122 nt
Organism: Lasiodiplodia theobromae
Lineage: Eukaryota; Fungi; Ascomycota; Dothideomycetes; Botryosphaeriales; Botryosphaeriaceae
Product: alcohol dehydrogenase
Exons: 1
Coding region: 1-1122 (373 amino acids)
Cellular component (GO): mitochondrion
Molecular function (GO): oxidoreductase activity
Source: RefSeq, a predicted model, not a curated record
AUGGAGUCCCUCCUCCCACCCACCCACCGCGCCCUCCUCCUCCCCUCCCGCUCCGCCCCGCUCCACAUCUCAACCACCCAACCCACACCCACGCCCACCCCCGGCAGCGCCAUCAUCCGCAUCCUCGCCGCCGGCAUCCUCAGCUACUCCGGCCAAAUCUACACCGCGGGUGGCGGCCGUGACUACGCCUUCCCCACCCCGCUCGUCCCGGGCGCCAGCGCCAUCGGCCGCAUCGCCGCCGUCGGGCCCGACGCCACCCUCCUCGCGCCCGGCGCGCUCGUCCUGCUCGACGUGACUAUCCGCGCACGCGACGACCCAGACGGCGCCAUCAUGCUCUCCGGCAUCGUCGAGGGCUCCGCGCCGAAGCUGAUGCGCGGCGAGUGGCGCGAUUCGACGUAUGCGGAGUUCGUAAGGAUGCCGCUUGAGAACUGCAUUGCGGUUGAUGAGGCGCGGUUGUGCGGGGAGCUGGGGUACGCGGUGGAAGAGCUGCUGGCCGUGUCGACGAUGGCGGUGGCGUUUGGCGGGCUCGAUGAUGUUGGGGUGAGGCCGGGCGAGACGGUGGUCGUGGCGCCGGCGACGGGGAAGUUUGGGGGCGCGGCGGUGAGGGUGGCGCUGGCGAUGGGGGCGAGGGUCGUGGCGAUGGGGAGGAAUGGGGGGCUGUUGGAGGAGUUGAGGGGGUUGGGGGGUCCCGGGGGUAGGGUGGAGGUGGUGAGGAUUUCGGGGGAUGUGGAGGGGGAGACGGAGGCGUUGAAGAAGCUCGGGCCGAUCGAUGUGUGGUUCGAUAUAUCGCCGCCGAUGGCGGCGGGGUCGAGUCAUUUGAGGAGCGUGAUGGGUGCGCUGAGGAGGGGCGGUAGAGUGAGCUUGAUGGGUGGGGUGCCGGCGGACUUCUCGUUCAACUAUCGUGGCCUGAUGAGGCAGAAUAUCACUAUCAAGGGGACCUGGAUGUAUACGAGAGAGCAGUAUGUGAGACUGCUACAGAUAGUCACUGCGGGAAUUUUGCCUCUGGGGAAGAAGAACGGAUUGAAUAUCGUUGGCAAAUUUGGACUUGAGCAGUGGAAGGAGGCAUUUGAUGCAGCAGCUGAACGUUCGGGGCCGGGAGAAUCUGUUAUAUUCGUGCCUUGA